AAAAUGGAGUCGUCACCUCUAAAUAUUACUGUGAAACUCUCUGGAAAGGGUGAAACCCUUCCCAUCGAGACCACCACUGUAGCAUCAGUCGGAGAAGUCAUUGACCAAAUUAUGACUGCCAAGCCAGAUUUAGACAAAGAGAAGAUCAACCUUGUAAGAAAGGGCAGGAUCCUUAAGACAGAUAAGAUUUUAGGCAAAGUUGGGGUGGCUGAUGGAGACACUAUCAAUUUGGUCAUCAAGGAAGCAACUACUGAGGAAGAAGAACAGAAUCCAGCAGGAGACAUGCCGCCAAUGUUUGGUGGAUUACCUCAAUUCAUGGGCAUGCCAGGAAUGCCUGGUAUGGGUGGUAUGCCAGGUAUGCCAGGUAUGCCAGGUAUGCCAGGCAUGGGUGGUAUGCCAGGCAUGCCAGGCAUGGGUAUUCCUGGUAUGGGUAUGCCAGACAUGGGAAUGGGUGCUCCAGAUGCUUCAGAAGAAGGAGCUGAAGGUAUGUCUCAAAUGCCACCAGGAUUCGAUCCUUCAGCAGCAGGAGGCAUGUUCAAUCCAGAAAUGAUGUCUAACAUUCUUGACAAUCCCAUGGUAAAGGGAAUGAUAUCCGAUUUUCUUUCAGAUCCAACUAAAAUCCAAAAUAUUUUAAGUGCCAACCCUAUCUUAGGGCAGAUGGCUGAAGGAAACCCAGAAAUUCAAGAUUUGAUUAAUAAUCCUGAGAAAAUUAAGGAGCAUAUGACUGAUUCAAAGUUAGAUGAAGCACUUGCAGGAGUUAAGGAUAACCUUAAAAACAUGGAUCCAUCCAAAAUGCCAGGAGCACCAGGAAUGCCUCCAAUGGGAGAUACUCCAGCCAUGACAGCUGGAGGACCAGAAGCUCCAGACGCUUCAUCCGCUCAUCCAGGUUUCGGAGGAAUGAUGGGAAACAUGAUGGGAGGUAUUGACCAAAAGACCCUCAAUGAAAUGAUGGCUGGCUUCAAUGUUUCCCCUCCUAGCGGGGCUGAUGCUUCAACCGAGGAGGACUAUGAAGGAAAAACUGAUGAGGAAUUGAAGACCCUAUUCAAAACCCAACUCGAGACAAUGAGCUCCAUGGGAUUCACUGAUGAAGCUACCAACAUUAAGACCUUGAAGGAGACAAAGGGAGAUACAGACUUAGCACUUCAGAAGUUGAUGGGGAUGUAACUUUAUAAUAAAUUAGCCGGUUCCAGUAGAAAUCAUCAAUAAUUUUUAAAUGUUUUGG
This is a messenger RNA of Moneuplotes crassus, 1222 nucleotides long. NCBI's taxonomy places the organism in Eukaryota, Ciliophora, Spirotrichea, Euplotida, Euplotidae. The record is from the annotation of a GenBank genome assembly.